Molecule: messenger RNA, 4869 nt
Organism: Symbiodinium sp. CCMP2456
Lineage: Eukaryota; Dinophyceae; Suessiales; Symbiodiniaceae
Source: the annotation of a GenBank genome assembly
AUGAGGCCAAAGCUUUACCAGCUGACACUGCAGAGAUCUUCUGCAAUCACGCAUGCCAUCUACGGAAAUUUCUCAGCACCGAAGGCGCAGGAGAUCGUGUGCUCCCGCUACAAGACGCUGGAGCUGCUGAGGCCCGACGAUUCCGGAAAAGUGCAGAGUAUCCUGUCCGUGGAGAUUUUCGGUGUCAUCCGAGCACUGCAUCCAUUCAGACUGACUGGAGCCAGUCGGGAUUACAUAGUUGUGGCGUCGGACUCGGGCAGAAUAGUCAUCCUGGAGUACGAUGGUACGAAAAACAUGUUCGAGAAAGUGCAUCAAGAGACCUUCGGCAAAACCGGUUGCCGGAGAAUCGUGCCGGGUCAAUAUCUCGCAGUUGACCCCAAGGGUCGAGCCGUGAUGAUCGCCGCGAUUGAGAAGCAAAAGUUUGUCUACAUUCUGAACAGGGACUCUGCAGCGCGAUUGACAAUUUCGUCGCCACUUGAAGCGCACAAGAGUUACACGUUGGUCUAUGGAAUGGUUGGCAUGGAUGUUGGAUUUGAGAACCCUCUUUUCGCCAGCAUAGAACUCAGCUACGAGGAGGUGGACAAGGAUCCGCAGGCAGAGCCCCCGCAGAAGAUGCUGACACUCUACGAGAUGGACCUGGGCCUAAACCACGUGACUCGAAAGUUUGCAGAUGCAGUGGACCAUAGUGCUCAUGCCUUGAUCGCCGUCCCGGGGGGUGUCGAUGGGCCGAGUGGGGUCCUGGUCUGUUGCGAAAAUUGCCUCGUGUACAAGAAGCAGGGCCACCCCGAUGUCGUGUGCGCGAUUCCAAGACGUCUUGAGAUGGCCCAGGAGAAAGGUUUGCUCAUCGUGGCACAUGCGACACACAAGCUGAAGGACUUCUUCUUUUUCCUCAUCCAAAGUGAGUACGGGGACCUGUACAAGGUGACUUUGACUCACGAUGAGGACCUUGUGUCGGAGGUUCAGGUCAAGUACUUUGACACCGUGCCGCUUUCGAACGCUCUCUGCGUUCUCAAGACCGGCUUCCUCUUUGCUGCUGCAGAGUUUGGCAAUCACGCACUGUAUCAGUUUCAGGGCAUUGGAACGGAUGAAGAGGAUCCCAUGUGCACAUCCUCCCAUCCUCACGGAGCACAGGCCCUUGUGGCAUUCAAGCCUCGAACGCUCAAGAACCUCAUGCUUUAUGACGAGAUGCCGUCGCUGUCUCCGAUCAUCGACAUGAAGGUUCUAGAUGCCACAGGUGAAGGAAAGCCGCAGCUGUACGCCAUGUGUGGUCGCGGUCCGCGAGCCUCCUUGCGAGUUCUUCGACACGGCUUGGCGGUGACGGAGAUGGCUGUCAGUGAACUGCCAGGAAAGCCCAAUGCAGUAUGGACGGUGAAGGCCACCAUGGACAGUGAGUACGACCGCUACAUUGUGGUAUCUUUCGUAGAUGUCACUCUCGUGCUUUCCAUUGGCGACACAGUUGAGGAGGUGCUGGACAGCGGAUUCCUGGCCACUGCCCCUUCCUUGCUCAUCCAGCUGAUGGCAGAUGACUCUUACGUACAGGUACACCCGACGGGCAUCCGCCACUUGCUUCCGCGGAGAACGAAUGAGUGGAGGGUGCCUGGACAGAAGCGAAUUGUAACAGCGGCUGCGAACGAACGACAGGUUGUUAUUGCCUUGUCUGGCGGAGAGAUUCUUUAUUUCGAGAUUGACGAGAGCCACACUCUCAACGAGGUGGCGAAGCGUGACAUGAACUAUGAGGUCUUGUGUAUUGCGGUGCAGCCAGUUCCAGAGAACCGGCAGCGAGCGUCAUUCAUGGCCGUGGGAGGUGGACGUUUGCAUAGUGGUGGCAUGAGCAUGUGUAUUGCUCAACGAUUUGCUUUGUUGCCGAUGCCGCUUCGUUUCUUGCACCAGCACGGCAAUGGUGAGAAUUUGCAAAGCAUCUUGCCACAACCCACGGCUGGAUCCAGGGUUCCAUGGGAAGAGAGGUUUCUCGAGACAGACGGCUGGGAAGGCUACGACGACGUGGCUGCAAGUGACUCGGACCCGAAGUGGUGGCAUGUACCUGACGAGAAGAUCGCGGAACUCAUUCAGGGACGCACCGGAGAGGUCCGACGCCGAUCUGGAGGGGAACCCACAGAAGCUCCGCCUGGGACGGUGCCCGCUCUUCCGCCGAGCCAGGAGCCUGCCGGGCGCACCGAGCCUGCCGAGCCUGCCGAGCCUGCAGGUGCCGAAGACUCGAAGGCCGCAUUGAAGCCUUGGAAGGUCUCCGACGAUGCGAUACUGAGACUUAUUCAAGACACAGAAGCGAGGCAGAGGCAGUCGGCCCUUUCGAAGACCGGGGCGGAGCUGCUAAGUAUGCCAUCCGUCGAACACGUGCACAAGCCUGUACCAAAGCCGCGCGUUGUCUGCAUUCGGGUGGCAUGGGUCGGAACCGGCGAAACGAUUGCUCUGCAUGUGCCGCUGGACCUACCGAUCGACCCGCAACCAGCCGAUCCAGGGCACGAAGAGUCCACGGAGCUUUCGCGAACUCGGAGGCCUGGCGCGAGCCGGGCUACCCGGGCUACCCGGGCCAGCUUGGCGCUUCAGCGGCUCCUUCCUGAAGCGAGCGCAGCGAGCGAAGCGAGCGGGAGAAGCUUUGAGCCAGCCUGGCAACGGCGAAGUAGAUCGCAGACCUCACUGAAAGGGAUGCUCGAGUCCAUCACAGGCAUUCCGCCCUCCCUACAGAGGCUGGUUCAUGACAAGCACCUCUGCCGAGCCGGCGCCACCUUGAAGGAGGUUGGUGUGGCGGAUGGUGAUCAGAUCACCUUGGUAGUAGUCCCGCGGCUUCCCAACCAUGCCGAGUCAGAGGAGCUCGCGCACCGAGGUGACUUCAGCAAAGGUGUCGUCAAGAGAAAGGCGGGUAGAAAUUUCCACGUGGUUCAUCCCUGGAGGUGGGGUCAGGAUGCGAGGCCCAGCAAGGAGCCAUGUGGAUUUGUCUCGAGCGACAUUCAUCUUCCCAACUCGGGCGACCAGACUUUGUUCAAGCUCCGGGAGAAACUCGGAAUGUUCAGCUUCAGGGGUGUGGACAACACCAUCCGCAUCCUUUCUCUGGAGCGCGAGAGGCCGCUGAAGCAGCUGAGUGCCCAGGCCCUGCAGUCACCAGCUGAAAGCGUUUGCCUCCUGGAAAUGAAGAACCUGGGACAGGCAGAGGAUGUUCACAGCCUGUUCCUGAGUAUUGGUUUGAGCAGCGGCAUCCUCAUCCGCUCGGUGGUCGACUUUGUCACCGGUACGUUGAGCGAUCAGCGCUCCCGAUUUCUGGGUGCCAAAGCGGUGCGACUUCACAAGGUCUCCGUCCAGGGAAUGCCGUCAAUGCUUGCUUUAAGCACGAAGCCCUGGCUCUCCUACAACUUCCAGGGCAAGAACCACUGCACCCCGAUGAGCUACGAGCAGUUGGAGUUCGCCUCCUCCUUCGCCUCCGAGCAGUGCCCGGAAGGUUUUGUGGCGAUCUCCGGCAACACGCUGCGCAUUCUCGCGUGCGAGAGAUUGGGAGAACUGUUCAACCAGACAGUCAUGAACUUGUCUUACACUCCUCGGCGCUUUGUGCCGCUGCCUCCCGCGGUUCUGCCGCCGCCUGGCCAGCCGACCACGGACCCGAUCAUGUUGGCCAUUUUGGAGGCGGACCACAACGCAUACAAUGAGGAGACGAAACGAGAGAUCCGGGCGGCGCUGAAGAAGAUUCGCCUGACCAAGACAGUCGAUGACGAGCUGGAUGAUGUCAAGGACGAGGAUGACGAGGAGGAUCUCCCAGAAGCGCAGGUUGGAACCUUCAAAGCUGGCGAAGGGAAGUGGGGAUCCUGUGUGCGUAUCGUGAAUCCGUCAAACUUGCUCCCUGUUUUCAAGCUUGACUUGGACAUCGAUGAGGCUGCGCUGUGCCUAACAGUUUGCUACUUCUCCCAGCUUGCAAACCAGCCUUGUCUCGUCGUCGGCACCGUUUACAACAUGACGUUGUACCCGAGGCAUGCACCCAAAGCGACCAUCAAGACGUACAUGUACGACGAGAGAUAUCAUCUGCAGCUCAUUCACUCUACGCCGCUCGAUGAUGUCCCGCUCUGCCUCUUCCCCUUCGAAGGUCGGCUGCUGGCCAGCGUUGGCAAGUGCCUGCGCAUCUACGAGCUCGGGAAGCGAAAGCUGUUGCGAAAGUGUGAGUACAAGAACAUCCCCGAGGGCUUGAUGUGGAUGCACGUGAAGGGUGACAAGAUUUUCACAGCAGACCUUCGCGAGUCCUUCCACAUCUUCAAGUACCGUCGUUCAGACAAUCAGCUUUUUGUGCUUUCGGAUGAUCAAGCUCCAAGAUGGACGACUUGUGCGACCGUCCUGGACAGCAUGACCAUGGCAGGUGCGGACAAGUUUGACAACUUCUUCAUUAGCAGAAUACCAGACGAGGCCCGCGGCGAUGAAGGUGGUGAUCACACCGGCCUGCGGUUGAAGGCCGACACUGCCUACCUCACCGGUGCCACGCCGAAGCUGGAUAGCAUCGUGCAGUUCCAUGUUGGUGACACGGUCACGGCGCUGGAGAAGACAACCCUGGCACAGGGAGGAAGCGAGCUGAUCUGCUACUCCACCCUCCUAGGCGCUAUUGGAGCCUUCUAUCCUUUCGCAGGGAAGGAUGAGUUGGACUUCUUCCAGCACUUGGAGAUGUUCGUGCGGGCGGAGAAGCCUCCCCUGUGUGGCAGGGAUCACAUAAUGUACCGCUCGUACCACUUCCCAGUGCAGAGCUGCGUUGACGGCGACCUCUGUGAGCAGUUCAUGACCCUCACCGCCGAGAAGCAAAGGCUAAUUGCAAGUGAGUUGGACCGCACGCCGGCAGAGAUUAUCAAGAAGUUGGAGGACAUGCGAAAUCGGCUGAUCUGA